Drosophila kikkawai is the source of this 2095-nucleotide messenger RNA. Its product is annotated as micronuclear linker histone polyprotein. The record is from RefSeq and is a predicted model, not a curated record. Lineage: Eukaryota; Metazoa; Arthropoda; Insecta; Diptera; Drosophilidae.
CGUUAGGAAAUCGGAAUUCGCCUAAUCGCCUGUACAUUUGUGAUACAUCUUUGUUAGCAGACUGCGUGAAAAAACUGGAAUUAGUGUGGAAAACAUAGUUUAUUGAAACCCAUCAACGGCAAACACAAUAUUCCGAGGACAAAUCACCAUUAUUCAUUGAUUUUGAGUUGUGAAAAUCGCAACCAGAACUGAAACGGGGCGAAAAAGUUUGCUGGAAGUCCCAAUUGCAGGCCAGGGAAAAGUGAAGCUGCGACGCAAAAGGCGUCGAAAAAUUGCAAACCAAGUUUCAACCCGGCAAGUCACCGAUUUAAGCAGUUCAACUGUCGAAAAGGAAAAAUUAAGAAAAAUCACAGAUUUUAAGGAUCGCGAUAUAGAACACACACUCGAAUAAAAAUAAUCAUGGUGCACACUGGCAUUUCACUGAACGAGCGCUUCACGCAGAUGCAGACGCAGAAGCCGCAGCCGCAGGGACGCGGACGUAGCCGCUCCAGAAGCAGGAGCCGCCGCAUUGUGGACAGUAACGCCGGGAGUCCGGGAGUUUCGGCGGCCAAUUCCCGCUUGCUGCAGGAGUUCAAGCGUCGGCACACCGUCCAGACGGCCCUCAAGCUGAAGCGCAGAAGCUUACGGAACACGGCCGUGAUCGGACGCGGAGUACGCGUCGGUGGCGUGAAGUCGAUGCGCCUGGCGCCCAAUGGAAAGCCCAUUCGGUCCAACAACGUGACCCGGGUAGCAACGAUGCGCGCCGAUCUCGUGGCCAAUGGCAAUAUUGGCCGGAAUCGUCGCAGCGGCAGCGCCAACCGCCGUUUACCCGCUUCUGGCGGAGGCGGUGGCGGUGGACUCCGUCAGCGGCUGGGACAACGCCGGCCCUCUGUAGGCGGCGCUGCAGAGCGCGUCGAGCGCCGUCAGCGACAGCAGCAGCAGCAGCAGCAACAGCAGACAUUACGCGGACGCUCUCGUUCAAGAUCCCGUUCUAGGCUGCCGCAGGCGCCGCGGGUAGAAAGGGGUCGUUCCCAGAGCCGUGGACGCAGCAGUGCUGGGCGUUCCCAGAGCCGCAAUCGCGGUAACAAUCGCGACCGCUCCGCCCAGGGGCGUGUCCCGGUCAAGCAGCGUCUUUCGGUCAAGUACCGUUUGGGUGUGCGUCCCGGUCAGUCAAAUCAAACUAAGAACCCAAGACAGCAGAGGGCAUCAAGCCAGCUUCGGGGCGUGGCCGGUGGACGGGUCGAGAAGCGUCGCAACGGCCAGAACACCCAGAAAAAGGGUAUAUCCGCCUCACUCGCUGGACGUCGGGGACCACAACGCGGAAGAUCUGCUACCAGGAAUUCUGCUGCUGCUGCUAAGGGUGGCGGUGCUGGUGCUGGCUCCGCCCCCGCCUCCGCGCGGCGCUCACGCUCUCGCAAUCGCGCUGCUGCUGUAACUGCUGCCGCUGUCGCUGCCGUUGCUACCACAUCGGGCCGCCGGGCCAAGCCUCGCCAGCGACGUGGACGCAGUGCGGCCGCUGCCAAGGGCAACAACAACAACUCUAAUAACAACAAGAAUAGCAACAGAAAUGGUAACACCAACAAGAAUGGCAAGGGAAAGGCGGCCAAUAAAGGGAAACAGGGCCCGGGACCGCAGCAACAGGCUCGCCGGGGACGCAGUCGUAGUCGCAAGCCGUCCACAGGCAAAGCCCAGCGACCAGAAGUGAAACGCGAAGAUUUGGACAAGGAGCUGGAUGUGUACAUGUCCACAACCAAGUCAGAGAUGGAUUACCUGCUAAAGUAAACUGAAACCGGUGGAUCAGAGAAGUGAGCCACUCGGAAAAGCGAGUGGAACUUCGAGAAGGAAGAAUGCAACCACCGGAUAUUAGGCAGACUAUGUUUCUCUUAGCAUUAAGUUUUCGCAUAGUUAAUAGUUAUAUAUUUAAGCAGAUCCAUUCUAACAUUUAGUGCUCUCGGAGCGCGCUUUUACUGAUGUUUUUGCGAACAAUCUUGAAGUUUCCGUGUACAUACAAUAUGGCAAGCUCUCACACUGAAAGUAAAUCUAGCCAAGAUCAAUGAUAUUGUUAAUCGCCUUUCCCGAAAUACAAAUUAAUCAUUGUCCAAACUAAGAAAUCAAA